AUGACGAUAUCCUACGAUCUCACUGAUCGGUUACCUCUCUCGACUGAUGCACUCGUCCGCAGACGAUCAAUACUCAUCUUCUUCGAGACCCUUCGGUCUUUCGAAUUUCUUCUGCUUUUAUUCCCUGAGAAAAUGGGUGGUGGCCAUGUGGUUUAUAAGGGCCCAAGCAUUAUGAAGGAGAUUCUCAUCGGGAUUGGGCUUGGGCUGGCGGCCGGAGCAUUAUGGAAAAGGCACCAUUGGAAUAACCAGAGACGAACUAAGGAGUUUUACGAAAUGCUCGAGAAAGGUGAAAUUAGUGUCGUGAGGGAGGAUGAGUAG
Messenger RNA from Striga asiatica, 318 nucleotides. The record is from the annotation of a GenBank genome assembly. Lineage: Eukaryota; Viridiplantae; Streptophyta; Magnoliopsida; Lamiales; Orobanchaceae.